Messenger RNA from Teleopsis dalmanni, 1880 nucleotides. Its product is annotated as protein sidekick-2-like. The transcript is spliced from 6 exons. Gene Ontology annotation, cellular component: neuron projection membrane. The record is from RefSeq and is a predicted model, not a curated record. Gene Ontology annotation, biological process: synapse organization. The coding region runs from base 450 to 1322 and encodes 290 amino acids. NCBI's taxonomy places the organism in Eukaryota, Metazoa, Arthropoda, Insecta, Diptera, Diopsidae.
AUAGAAUUUUUAUAUGAAAUAAUUUUAGUAUUACGAGUAAUAAAACAAUAACGGCUUAACGGCAUACUCAACUAUUAGCGGCAGCAGUAAGCGCUUUCACUUUUGUUCACUUGACUGAAGUUCUAAUCCCGUUUACUCAGUGUUUCCAGUUUCGUUCAUUACUGCGGUUUUAAUUAACUUAAUUCAGUGACUAAGCAGCCAAAUUGUCGCUGGCUGCGAUUCGUGGCAGUGAGUAAAGGAAACUGUUUGAAAUCAUCUUAGCGAUUCUGUACGUGGUAUUAGCAACUGAUACUUGAAUCGGCCUGAUACGACUUGAAACGGCCUGAUACGGCGUCUCAUUGUCAGUAUCCUUUACACAGUAUUCCUUGUUUUGUUGUUGUUCUCGUAGCGUUCGUUCGUUAUCGCUGUUGAUAUUGUUUUAUCGUUUUGAAUACAAAAUUUCGCAUGAAAUGUUGCUUGAAUACAUAAUGACGCUGUUUGUGUUUGGAUUAACAACAACUGUUGAAAGGAGUCACAUCGAUGCUUUCGCAUUCGAAGGUACAACGACAGCGCCACAUCACAAACAUCCGCAGGAGCUUUCGAAUUUAAUACUCGAGAGUUACGAGAACAUAGAACCACAAUUUGAAAACACCACCGAACGUGACGUUAUUGGAGCGGUAGGCACAACGGCACGUCUGCACUGCCGUGUACGUAAUCUCGGAGAUCGUGCCGUUUCAUGGAUACGCAAACGCGAUUUACACAUACUGACCAUUGGCAUCAUGACGUACACAAAUGACCAGCGCUUUUUAGCGCGACAUUUAGAUAACUCAGACGAAUGGGUACUGAAAAUAGUGUCUGUGCAGCCUAGAGACGCAGGCAUAUACGAGUGUCAAGUGUCGACUGAGCCAAAAAUUAGUCAGGCUUACAAACUGAUGGUUGUGACCUCAAAAGCACAAAUACUUUCGAAUCGCGAACUUUUCAUUCAGAGUGGCAGUGACAUUAAUUUGACAUGUAUUGCACCGCAAGCACCGGGUCCCUAUACGCACAUGACGUGGUUUAAGGGUGGCGAAUUAAUCAACGAUUCCACACGCGGUGGUAUUAGGGUCGUAUCGGAGCAACAAAUGAAGACAAGCAAUUUGGUGAUAUCACGUGUACUGCAUACGGAUUCUGGAAAUUAUACAUGUGCGGCGGAUAAUUCAAAUUCCGAUAGCGUUUUUGUGCAUAUCAUCAAAAGUGAACAACAUGCUGCCAUGCAACACGAACUGGCAACACGAAUGCAAAUCCCCAAAAUGCUGCUUGUGUUAUUGACGUUUUUCUAUCUUUUAGAACGCGUGAUUAAAUGAAAUUUGCUUCUAACCUGUUAUAUUAAGCAACGUAAAUUAAGUAGUUCAUCUAUACAGCGUAGCUGUUAAUUGAGCCCCAGCAGAGCCUUGAGGGCUGCUUGCAGAUAAAGUCAUGCGUUUCCUGCUUGUUGCACUGUUGCACUAUUGCAGUACGAAGUUGGUAUGUUGCGGCUGCAGCGCAUGCACUACACACACACCAAUCAACACUUGAGUUGCUGCAUGGCUAUUAACACCUCAGAAAAUUAAGCGACGGCAAUCGACAUGAAGAGCACCAGCGGCAGUGGAGGGAAGAGGAAAUACGAACAGGAAAUGUAUACUUUUGUCUGCUGCUCAAUUUUGUAAAUUUGCAUGCACAAGAGACUUGACGAUAAUUUAAUUUUGAUUUAAUUUAUGUUUUGAUUUUCUAGUGUAAAUUUCUUGACUGUACAUAAUUAAUUUGUAAUUAGUUUAUAAAUAUUUUUGUACUUUAUAUUAAGGACGUAAUUAUGUAUUAGUGUUAAUGUAAUGAUAAUAAAUAAAAUAAUGAACAAAUAAGUAAAUGAAAUAAAAUAAAUGAAU